Corapipo altera (White-ruffed manakin) is the source of this 1307-nucleotide messenger RNA. It is a transcript of the gene DDIT4, whose product is annotated as DNA damage inducible transcript 4. Gene Ontology annotation, molecular function: 14-3-3 protein binding. Bases 70 to 648 code for a protein of 192 amino acids. Gene Ontology annotation, biological process: response to hypoxia; apoptotic process; negative regulation of TOR signaling. NCBI's taxonomy places the organism in Eukaryota, Metazoa, Chordata, Aves, Passeriformes, Pipridae. The transcript is spliced from 3 exons. The record is from RefSeq and is a predicted model, not a curated record. Gene Ontology annotation, cellular component: cytoplasm.
UGCGGGCAGAGCGGCGGCGGAGCCGGGACGGGAGCGGUGACAUCCGUAUCCAUAUCCAGAGCCGUAUCCAUGCCCGGGCUGUGGGAGCGGCUGGCGGGCGGCGAGCGGGGCCGCCUGGAGACCUCCGACUGCGAGUCGCUGGGCAGCGCCUCUGGCUCGGAGGGAGAUGCCGAGUACGCCGAGGGGGUGUCGCUGCCGGACCUGGACCUGGAGCUGCUGCACGACCCCGAGGACGAGCUGCUGUGCUCUAACCUGAUGGACGUGGUGCAGGCCACGCUGGGCCGGGCCCCGCUGGGCUCCAAGCGCUGUUCCCGGCUCCUGAUGCCGGCGCAGCUCCUGGCGCAGGUGCGGGCGGAGCUGCAGCGCCUGGCGCGCAGCGAACCCUGCGGGCUGCGCGGGGCCCUCCUCGACCUGUGCGUGGAGCACGGCAAGGCCUGCCACGACGUGGGGCACAUCGCCGUGGACCCCGCCGUGGUGCCCACUUUCCAGCUCACCCUGGUGCUCCGGCUGGACUCCCGCCUCUGGCCCAAGAUCCAGGGACUCUUCGCCUCGGGGCCGGCCUUCGCGCCGCUGAAGCUGAGCACGGGCUUCAGGGUGAUCAAGAAGAAGCUGUACAGCUCCGAGCAGCUGCUCAUCGAGGAGUGCUGAUGGGCCGGGCCCCGCUUCCCGAGUGCUUUGGAGGAGCCGGUCGGAGCGCGGCGGCGGCGGCUCGGGGCAGCCGCUGUAGUUUAGGUUAGGCUGGAGUAGGGCUGUAGGUGGAAGUAGUUUGGGCAGGUGGAGGUCCCCGUGGGGCCCCGCCUAUGCCGGGACAUCCCUGACGUGGAGCGGACCGGGACCCGGGCGGAGGUCGCUUCGCGCUGUCGAUGAUUGUGGGAUGAUCCCGGGAUGCUCCCGGAGGCGGCAGCGGGGCUGCUGGGGGGGGGCGGCCGGUCUCCUGAUGGCUGAUCAAUCGUGGGGCUCUUUUUUUGUAACGAGGAUUGUAAUCAAUGGGGUUUCAGGGGGCGGGGGAGGGAGUGAGUGAUGGCUGAGCCGUGGGUCUGGAUCAAAGACAAACCCCCUCCGCCGGCAGCCGGGCGGGAGGGGGCUCUGGAAUCGCGCCGUGUCUUUGAUCACGAGAGUGGUGGGAGAGGGGCACGUGAGGUGCCGCGGGGCUGGAGGGCAGGACCCCCGGCCCCGACACUGUGUGGCCGCUUCAUUGGUUACAGUUUACACUCAUACACUUGAUGUUCAAGUGCGACAAUUCCUAUGCAAAUCGUGUCGGGUGGUUUUUUUUACUUUUCUAAUAAAAGUUGUCUUGAUUGAUAACC